Messenger RNA from Drosophila novamexicana, 5337 nucleotides. RefSeq names its product serine/threonine-protein phosphatase 6 regulatory ankyrin repeat subunit A (gene nompC). NCBI's taxonomy places the organism in Eukaryota, Metazoa, Arthropoda, Insecta, Diptera, Drosophilidae. Gene Ontology annotation, cellular component: glycosylphosphatidylinositol-N-acetylglucosaminyltransferase (GPI-GnT) complex; membrane. The record is from RefSeq and is a predicted model, not a curated record. The transcript has 18 exons. The coding region runs from base 1 to 5250 and encodes 1749 amino acids. Gene Ontology annotation, biological process: calcium ion transmembrane transport; GPI anchor biosynthetic process. Gene Ontology annotation, molecular function: calcium channel activity; protein binding.
AUGUCGCAGCCGCUGCGUGGCGGACGCGGUGGGCGUGCCGGCGGCGGGGCUGGCGGUGCUGGUGUUGGACGCAAGACCCCAUCCUCGUUGACGGGUCCACCGGACGAUUCGGCGAAUACCAGUGAACGUGCCACGCCCGCCAGCAAAGCCGAUUCGGAUCCCAAGGAUGAUAGCUCCAGCAAUGGCGACAAAAAGGAUUCAGAUCUAUUCCCGGCGCCCAAGCCGCCCAGCGCGGGCGCCUCCAUCCGGGAUGCCGCGAACAAGGUGCUCGCCUUGGCGAUGAAAAGCGAAUGGACGCCCAUGGAAGCGGAGCUGAAGAAACUGGAGAAAUAUGUGGCUAAUGCGGGUGAAGAUGGCAAUCACAUACCGCUCGCCGGAGUGCUCGAUUUGAACACGGGCAUGACUCCGCUGAUGUACGCCACAAAGGACAAUAGGACGGCGAUAAUGGAUCGCAUGAUUGAGCUGGGCGCCGAUGUCGGAGCACGGAAUAACGAUAAUUACAACGCGCUGCAUAUUGCGGCAAUGUAUUCGCGUGAGGAUGUCGUCAAAUUGUUGCUGACGAAACGCGGCGUUGAUCCCUUCUCCACCGGAGGUUCGCGCUCACAAACUGCGGUGCAUUUGGUGUCCAGUCGUCAAACGGGCACCGCCACAAAUAUCCUCAGAGCUCUACUCGCAGCCGCUGGCAAGGAUAUACGCGUGAAGGCAGACGGCCGUGGCAAAAUCCCAUUGCUGCUGGCCGUGGAGUCGGGCAACCAGUCCAUGUGCAGAGAACUUUUGGCUGCACAAACGGCGGAACAACUGAAGGCAACGACGGCCAAUGGAGACACGGCCUUGCAUUUGGCCGCCAGACGGCGAGACGUCGAUAUGGUCCGCAUUCUGGUUGAUUACGGCACCAAUGUGGACACACAGAACGGCGAGGGCCAGACGCCGCUGCACAUCGCCGCCGCCGAGGGUGACGAGGCGCUACUCAAGUACUUCUACGGGGUGCGUGCAUCCGCCUCCAUAGCGGACAAUCAAGAUCGCACACCCAUGCACUUGGCCGCCGAGAAUGGACACGCUCAUGUCAUCGAGAUCCUGGCGGACAAAUUCAAGGCGAGCAUCUUCGAGCGCACCAAGGAUGGCAGCACACUGAUGCACAUUGCAUCACUUAAUGGCCAUGCUGAGUGCGCCACGAUGCUCUUCAAGAAGGGUGUCUAUCUGCACAUGCCCAACAAGGAUGGCGCCCGCAGCAUACACACUGCCGCCGCCUACGGUCACACUGGCAUCAUCAAUACCCUGCUGCAGAAGGGCGAAAAAGUGGACGUGACCACCAAUGAUAACUAUACGGCACUGCAUAUAGCUGUGGAGUCAGCGAAGCCCGCUGUUGUGGAAACGCUGCUCGGCUUCGGCGCCGAUGUGCAUGUGAGAGGGGGUAAGCUGCGGGAGACGCCGCUGCACAUUGCGGCACGGGUCAAAGAUGGAGAUCGCUGUGCCCUGAUGCUGUUGAAGUCCGGAGCGAGUCCGAAUCUGACGACCGAUGACUGCCUGACGCCGGUGCAUGUGGCCGCGAGUCACGGAAAUCUGGCGACGCUGAUGCAACUGCUGGAGGAUGGCGGCGAUCCGCUGUACAAGUCCAAUACCGGGGAGACACCUUUGCACAUGGCUUGUAGGUCGUGUCAUCCGGAGAUUGUGCGUCAUCUGAUUGAGACGGUGAAGGAGAAACACGGUCCGGAUAAGGCCACCACGUACAUCAAUUCUGUGAACGAUGAUGGCGCCACGGCGCUGCAUUAUACUUGCCAAAUUACCAAGGAGGAGGUGAAAAUACCCGAGUCCGAUAAGCAAAUCGUGCGCAUGCUACUCGAGAACGGAGCCGAUGUGACGCUCCAGACGAAGAACGCACUGGAGACGGCCUUCCACUAUUGCGCCGUCGCGGGCAACAAUGAUGUGCUGAUGGAGAUGAUCUCGCACAUGAAUCCCACGGACAUACAGAAGGCCAUGAAUCGACAGUCGUCGGUGGGCUGGACACCGCUGCUGAUCGCCUGCCAUCGGGGGCACAUGGAGCUGGUCAACAAUCUUUUAGCGAAUCAUGCGAGGGUCGAUGUCUUCGAUACGGAGGGGCGCUCGGCGCUGCAUCUGGCCGCGGAACGGGGCUUUCUGCACGUGUGCGAUGCGCUGCUAACGAACAAGGCCUUCAUCAAUUCCAAGUCCCGGGUGGGACGCACCGCACUGCAUUUGGCGGCGAUGAAUGGAUUUACGCAUCUGGUGAAGUUCCUCAUCAAGGAUCACAAUGCGGUGAUUGAUAUAUUGACGCUGCGCAAGCAGACGCCGCUGCAUCUGGCGGCAGCCAGUGGGCAAAUGGAGGUGUGCCAGCUGCUGCUGGAGCUGGGCGCCAACAUCGAUGCGACAGACGAUCUGGGCCAGAAGCCCAUCCAUGUCGCCGCACAGAAUAACUACUCUGAAGUGGCCAAAUUGUUCUUGCAGCAGCAUCCAUCGCUGGUGAAUGCCACCAGUAAGGAUGGCAACACUUGUGCCCAUAUUGCUGCCAUGCAGGGAUCCGUCAAGGUGAUCGAGGAGCUCAUGAAGUUCGAUCGAUCCGGCGUGAUAUCAGCUAGAAAUAAGUUGACCGAUGCCACGCCCCUACAGCUAGCCGCCGAGGGCGGACAUGCGGAUGUGGUUAAAGCUCUGGUGCGUGCCGGCGCCUCCUGCACCGAGGAGAACAAAGCCGGCUUCACGGCUGUGCAUUUGGCCGCCCAGAAUGGGCAUGGCCAGGUGCUGGAUGUGCUCAAGAGCACCAAUUCGCUUCGCAUCAAUAGCAAAAAGCUUGGCCUAACGCCCCUGCACGUCGCCGCCUAUUACGGCCAGGCGGACACUGUACGCGAACUCCUGACCAGCGUGCCGGCCACGGUCAAGUCGGAGACGCCCACGGGCCAAAGUUUGUUUGGAGAGCUGGGCACCGAGUCGGGCAUGACACCACUGCAUCUGGCCUCAUUUUCGGGCAAUGAGAAUGUGGUGCGAUUGCUGCUGAACUCGGCGGGUGUGCAAGUGGAUGCAGCUACCGUGGAGAACGGUUACAAUCCACUCCAUUUGGCUUGCUUCGGUGGACACAUGUCAGUGGUUGGUUUGCUUCUGAGUCGGUCGGCGGAACUCCUGCAAUCCACGGAUCGUAAUGGUCGCACUGGUCUGCAUAUCGCUGCCAUGCAUGGCCAUUUCCAGAUGGUGGAGAUACUGCUCGGCCAGGGCGCUGAGAUAAAUGCAACCGAUCGAAAUGGUUGGACGCCACUGCAUUGUGCUGCCAAAGCCGGUCACUUGGAUGUGGUAAAGCUGCUGUGCGAGGCGGGCGCCUCCCCCAAGUCGGAGACUAACUAUGGCUGUGCGGCUAUUUGGUUUGCCGCAUCCGAGGGUCAUAACGAGGUGUUGCGCUAUCUGAUGAACAAAGAACACGACACGUACGGCCUGAUGGAGGACAAACGCUUUGUCUACAACCUGAUGGUCGUGUCCAAGAAUCACAAUAAUAAGCCAAUACAAGAGUUUGUGCUGGUCUCCCCAGCACCCGUGGAUACAGCAGCCAAAUUAUCCAACAUCUAUAUAACACUCUCGACCAAGGAGAAGGAGCGCGCCAAGGACCUGGUGGCCGCUGGCAAACAAUGUGAGGCUAUGGCCACGGAACUCCUGGCUCUGGCCGCCGGCUCCGAUUCCGCUGGCAAGAUACUGCAGGCCACAGACAAGCGGAACAUGGAAUUUCUCGAUGUGCUAAUCGAGAACGAGCAGAAGGAAGUCAUUGCUCAUACGGUGGUCCAGCGAUACUUGCAAGAACUGUGGCACGGCUCAUUGACAUGGGCAUCGUGGAAGAUAAUGUUGCUGCUGGUUGCAUUUAUCGUUUGCCCGCCUGUAUGGAUUGGCUUCACAUUUCCGAUGGGGCACAAGUUUAACAAGGUGCCGAUCAUCAAGUUUAUGUCCUACCUCACCUCGCACAUAUACCUCAUGACACACCUGAGCAUUGUGGGCAUAACGCCCAUCUAUCCGGUACUGCGUCUGAGUCUGGUCCCCUACUGGUACGAAAUAGGCCUGCUCAUUUGGUUGAGCGGUUUACUUUUGUUCGAGUUGACGAAUCCUUCGGACAAAUCGGGAUUGGGAUCCAUAAAGGUGCUCGUCCUGCUGCUGGGCAUGGCCGGAGUGGGCGUUCAUGUGGUCGCCUUUCUCUUCGUUUCCAAGGAGUAUUGGCCCACAUUGGUCUAUUGCCGUAAUCAGUGCUUCGCCCUGGCCUUUCUGCUGGCCUGUGUACAGAUCCUCGACUUUCUGUCGUUCCAUCAUCUGUUCGGACCCUGGGCCAUCAUCAUUGGCGAUCUGCUUAAGGAUCUGGCGAGAUUUCUCGCCGUGCUCGCCAUCUUUGUGUUUGGCUUCUCCAUGCAUAUUGUGGCGUUGAAUCAAUCAUUUGCCAACUUUACGCCCGAGGAUCUGCGCAGUUUCGAGAAGAAGAAUCGCAAUCGCGGCUACUUCAGUGACGAUGAUAUGCCCACCCCACGACCUCCGCCCGUGGAGAGUUAUGUCGAUAGUCGCUUCAGCGAAUUCCGUCGCAAACACAAAGAUGAUCGACCCAUGACACCAUUUCUGGCUUUCGAGCGUCUGUUCUUCGCCGUUUUCGGACAAACGACCACCGUGGACAUCAAUCCCAUGCGACAUUUGCGUCCCGAGUGGACCGAGGUGCUGUUCAAAUUUGUCUUUGGCAUCUAUUUGUUAGUGUCUGUGGUUGUACUCAUUAACCUGCUAAUUGCCAUGAUGUCGGAUACUUAUCAGCGCAUACAGGCACAAUCCGACAUCGAAUGGAAAUUUGGCCUAUCCAAGCUUAUACGCAAUAUGCAUCGCACCACAACAGCGCCAUCGCCGCUUAAUUUAGUUACCACCUGGUUUAUAUGGAUCGUCGAGAAGGUCAAGGCACGCAUGAAGAAAAAGAAGCGUCCAAGUCUGGUUCAGAUGAUGGGCAUACGUCAGGCCAGUCCACGCACCAAAGCCGGCGCCAAGUGGCUAUCGAAGAUCAAGAAAGACUCGGUGGCCCUGUCCCAGGUGCAUCUGUCGCCUCUGGGCUCUCAGGCCAGCUUCUCGGCUGCCAAUCAGAAUCGCAUCGAGAAUGUUGCCGAUUGGGAGGCGAUUGCGAAAAAAUAUCGCGCGCUCGUUGGCGAUGAGGAGGGCGGCUCUCUCAAGGACUCGGAUGCGGAGAGUGGCUCGCAGGAGGGCGGCGGCGGCGGUGGGCCACAAGGGCCGGCACAGGUCUAAGCAUCAUCCCACUCUGCCUACUACUACUUCUACUACUACUUCUACUACUACUACUACUACUACUACUUUCUACUCUUUCAAAACUUC